Molecule: messenger RNA, 905 nt
Organism: Aspergillus nomiae NRRL 13137
Lineage: Eukaryota; Fungi; Ascomycota; Eurotiomycetes; Eurotiales; Aspergillaceae
Product: ESCRT-III subunit protein VPS24
Exons: 2
Coding region: 106-792 (228 amino acids)
Biological process (GO): endosome transport via multivesicular body sorting pathway; protein transport; late endosome to vacuole transport
Cellular component (GO): ESCRT III complex; multivesicular body
Source: RefSeq, a predicted model, not a curated record
UAUAUAUCUUCCCCACCCCUGCUGUUCACAUACAGGCUAUUCGCCAUAGGCUCCACAAUAUCAAAGGUCUAGUAUAGAGAGAUCAGUGUGUUAGCCCGAUUCAUUAUGGAGACUCUCAAAGCGGUCUUUUUCGGUCCCGAUCCUCAGGCACAGAUGAGAAAAUGCAACGCACUCAUCCGCGCCAAUACUCGCCAAUUGGACCGCGAUAUUGCACAGCUCAGGACUCUGGAGAACAAAACGCGGCAAUACAUUAUGAACGCCUCCCGUCGAGCCGAGCGAAAUCCAUCACAGUCGAAGCAGGCCACUAAGGAGGCUAAGACGUUUGCUCGCGAACUGGUUCGGAUCCGGAAACAAUCCACCCGUCUACACACGAGCCGAGCCCAACUACAGAGCGUCCAGAUGCAGGUCAACGAAGCAUUCUCGGUGCGCAAGAUCCAGGGAAGUCUGAAGAAGUCGACUGGGAUCAUGAAGGACGUCAACACCCUCGUGCGACUACCCGAAUUGAACGCGACGAUGCGUCAACUUUCGACCGAGCUGGUCCGGGCUGGUAUCAUCGAGGAAAUGGUAGAUGAUGCGAUGCCAGACAAUGAACUCUACGAGGAUGAACUGGAUGAGGCUGAGGAGGAGGUUACUAAGGUCUUGCAGGAGAUCUUGCAGGGAAAGCUUGCGCAAGUCGACGCGGUCAAAGCCGAGGAGCCAUUGGAGGAGACUCCCGCCGCCGAAGAGCAGUUCGAAGACCAGGAGGCCACUCUCGAACAAAUGAGAGGCCGACUGGAAGCCUUAAAGAGCUGAGUGCUAUGAACCCCGGAUUGAGCCUAUGUCUACGUAUGCCUGUAAUAUGAUGUUACGAGCGACCCUGAAAUGCUGCCAAAAGCAUGGUUCUUUGUUAUAUAUUCAUUCUUGGA